AAAAGAAGAAAACCGAAAAAGAGUAGAAAAUGGCGAACUUUGCGUGUUGGGUUGAUUUUCAUUUUUGGAAACUUUUCUAAAAAUUUCUCCCACAAAAUAAAACAAUAAAAAACCCAAAAAUAUCAUAAAUUGAUCGGUGAACGGUUUGUCUAUAAGUUUAUGUGUUUAAUUCUAUGGAUUUCCCUGAAUUGAGUUCUAAAACUAAAAUAAAAUAUCGACCAUACAGAAAAAAGUUCCAAUUUUUUCCCUUCGAUUUCGAUAUUAUUUCUUGUUCGACGUCGUUUUUCUUCGUUUCUCGGUUGCGGUUCCUUCUUGCCGCGGCGCUGAAUCGGUUCAUAGGCCACCAAAGACGAGGUGGAGACACACGGGAAUGAAAAAAGAAAAUAAAGUAAAACGCGAGUGACGGACAGACGAACGGACGGAUGGAAUUGAAUCAAAAAAUAAUAAAAAAAAAUGUGAAGAAAACUCAACUCUUGUGUGUGUAAAGUAAUUUUCUUAUAUUUUUCUUUCUCGUACAAACCGAGGAAAAUACAGAAAACAUUUUCGCUUAGAGUUUUCGUCAAAUUUUACAUUUUUGAAAUAAGUUUCUUUGAUCCAGCUUCUUCACCUCCACCUGCCCCCCUAACCGAUAAUCUGAUCUACGGUUCAUCUGACAAAAACAAUGUUAAUUUGUAAUUAAUUGCCUUAUUUUGUUUUUUUUUUUUCUUAUAUCUUAUUUCCCUUCAUCAUCAAGUGGAUAUAGCUGGAAGAAGAAAAAGUGAAGAAAGGAAAAGCACGUUUUCUUUUUCAAUAAUACAAAAAAUGUAUCAUAAAAAAUAAAAAACAACAAAAAAUAGUGAAUUAACUUAAACAAAAAGAAAAACAAAAUAAAAAAAAAUAUUUAAAUAAAUACAAAAUAAUUAAACUAAAAAAAAAAUAAUUAUUUUACAACAAAAUAUCAUCAACACAUAAAUAAAAUUCACACACCAAAUAAAAAUUGUUUAUUAUCUUUUAAACAAAAAUAAAAAAUAAAAUACAUAACUAAAAAUUAUUAAUACUUGCAUCAUCAACUACAAAAAUCAAAAAAAAAAACUUAACUAAACAUUUCUACAAAAUAGAAACAAAAUCAAAAACAAAAAAUCUAAUGAUUUCUUCAAAAACAACAAGAACCACAACAACAACAAAGAAAACAUCAAGAAAUGAAUCACAAUGAGAGACUUUAGUAAGAAGCUUACUAAACCCAAUGAAAUGGAUAUGAAGAAAAUACCAAAACCACGGUACUACAAACUUUAAUUUUUGAAAUAUAUCUAAUUAAUUGCAAGUAAGAGAAAACAAGAAAAAACAAAACGAGAAAACAAUGAAACAAAUAAAUAAUAAUAAUUAUCAAAUAAAAAAUAAACAAUACUGGCCCAAGAGUGCAACCUUAUGGCACACCACUUGAACACUUGUUGUUUCAAAUUUGACGUUUCUAUGUGAAUUCGGCGAGGACCUAAACCUCAACAAACCAACACCCACUAUUAUUUUUCUUAUUAUUUGUUGGGUGUAGGUUGGUGCGCGUUUUUUAAAUAAUUAAAGAAACAAACAAUGAUUUCUUGCAUAAUACUCUGACCAAACUUGUAUCAAGCUACAACAAACAAAUGGAAGUUUUUUGUAUGUCUUUAAUUUCAUCUUGAAAUUCCUAAACACAAGAAGCAAACAUUAAAAAGGACAUUUUUGCCAAAACUUUAAGAUUGACUGUUGUGUGUGUAAUGACUGUGUGACUUUUGAUGACGAUAUUAUACUACUUCUUCAUGCAGCUUUGGAUCUCCACAAUUUAUAUAUAUUUUUUGUGUUUCACACGCAUAAAUGCACACCGCACACAUCAGGUACCUACCUCUAUAUAGAGUACACUAAGUACAUUGAGUACUGAGUACUAGUAGGUUGAUAUAGAAUAACAGCAAUAAUAAUAAUCAACAACAACAGACAAAAUGGAAGACUACGACCGCCGGGAACGUAGAGAACGUGAUAAGUUGGCCCGCCAACAAGUUCAACACAACGAUCGGCAACAGGGGCUCUUUCGGGAACCAAUAAGGGUUGAUCCAUCAGAAGGUGAUCAAAUAAUCACAAGUAAGUUGGGUGAUUUUUCAAUGGCCAAAACAUUGAUUGAACAAAAGGGUUUUAUUGGAAUAACAUCGGGUCGAAGGCCACCUCCAAUGCAACCACCGCCACCUCAACCGAUGCCACCACAGUCGAGUAGUAGUAGUAAUAACAAUCGCCUGCCACUACCACCGCCCUCACACAACUAUCAACAGCAACAACAACAGCAAACGCAUCCACCGCAAUCGCGUUUGCCUUAUAUGAAACAAGCGGAUAACAAACCACCAUAUAGCGGACGUGGUGGUUAUCCAGGUCAGCCGGUUAAAAAUGAUAUUCGAUCGAGUAGCGGCAUGGCCCCUCCUAGAGGACCACCACCACAAUCAUCCUCUUCGUCAAAUCUCCUACCGCCACCAGCUACUUCAAUUAUGCCCAAUGGAAGACAAGGCGGUAGUAGCAGUAGCAGUAAAAUGGGACACCAUCCGUCGUCAUCGUCGUCUUCAUUACACAAUGGCCAUUUCUCACAGCCAUCGAUACCAAAUAUGCACAAGAUUCCCGAUAUCAAUUCGAUUCUAAGCGAAAUGAUGACUUCGGUGACGCCACACACGGAAAUCAGUGCAACGCCGAGAAUACAAAUCGAUAAUUACGAUUUAAAUGGACCCAAUAGGCACAAAUACUCUUUAGCUCCGCCGAUACCCAAACCGCCAAAGGAGUCACCGGUUAAACCAUCCAAAGAAAAGAUGUUGGUGCCAAAUUCAACUAUCCUGGACCAUGAUCUGGAACUUUCCGAGAGUGACGAUGAACGUAAAAAACAGACUUCUGUUGAUCAGACGUCUGCAAAUUCAAGUGAAAGCUCUGAAAGUAAUUCCAGUGAAUCGGGUAGCGAGGAAUCGAAUGGUACUAAAGUCGAACCGGCCCCACCGCCAGCGCCUCCUUCGAAUCAAUACGAUUGGAGUUUAGGUCGUUUCUUUAAUAAACAAGCAGCGACGCAGGCGCAAAAUGAUGCAUCUCCACACAGUGGCCUGGGUGUGGUUGGUGUUGGAGGCGUUAUGCCAACAGCACAUCAAAUUCCUGAGCCAAGCAUUAAAAAUGAACCAUCAAUGCCAGUCGAUGAUGAUCAUAUGGGAUCUGCAUCGAUAUCCCCACUUCGAGAGCCACCGAUUUUGGCACAUUUAGCCCAGCAACAACAACAGCAACCAUUAUCGCCAAUUAUGAAUCACCUGCCUGCGAUUGGAGAAAUCAAAAAAGAAAGCGAUUCAUUAUUUCCAAUGCCAGGAAAGCUGCAUCCAUCAUCCACGGCAGCAGCAGCAGCGGCGGCUGCUGCAAUGGUGGGGAUGGAUGAAUUUGUGACAAUCCAACCGGGACAGAUAAAGAAUGAAUCGUUUGAGAAGAGUCCUUCAUCGAGUCCCAUUCAAGAUGAGAAGCAACUAUAUGCCGUGGAAUCGGAUCAGUCGUCGGCGAUUUUUGAAGCGGCCGCCGAAUAUGAAGGCAUCAAGCCGCUGUCGGGACUGAGUGACAGCAGUAGUUGUGAGACCGUUCCGGAAGCGGAGAAGCCAAUGGUGCCGCCAGCAGUUUUGGCUCCGCCAUCACCACUGCCGCCUGUUAUUCCAGCACCGGUUGUUGUUCCGAUGGUGCCAAAGCCCUCACCAAAGUUGAAAAGCUCUACUUCCCCUCCCACUGCCGGCAGAAAGAGGCGGAAAAGACUGCCCAAAGAUAAAAAGCAAUCCGGCAUGGAUUGCUCUAGUGACGAGGAAGACGGCGACUACUCGAAUACAGUGUCGCCAGCCAAAUCUGCGGGAGACGGCCCCGAGAAGAAAGGUCGUGGUCGACCGCGAAAAAAUACUCCUAGUGGCAAUAUCAGUUCGGCGUCCUCUACCAAAGGACCCACGCUGACGGCCAAGAAGGAAGUUGGACAAGGUGCUAUCAAAAAGACCACAGCCAGGCGACGGAUGUCUCGACAGAAUUCUGUACAAAAACUCAAUAUCAAAAGUCGAGAAACCAUCGAUACCUCCGAUCCAAGUUCGUCAGAAGACGAAGACAAGGGUGUUGGUAAUGUUGGGGGUGGUGGGUCCGGCUCUGGCACCGGUAUUGUCAGUGGAGUUGGAAGCGGCAGCAAAGCUAGCCGAGGUCGGGUGCUGCCAACAAAAGCAGCGAAAAAGGCUAAUGUGAUGCCAGUGGUAUCAGCGCCAGCAAGUCGACCUGUAGCUAUACCACCACCAGUUUUGAAACACGAAGUGGUUGUGCCUGUAGCUCCGGUAUCCAAUCGGAGAAUAGUAAAGCAAAUAAAUAAACGAGCGCCAGUGGAGAAAUCAUCAUCGGACGACGACGACGAUGACGAUGAUGACGACGACGAUGAUGAUGAUGACAAAAGUGAUGGCAAAAGUGAUGACGAUGAUAAGGAUUCAUCGUCCAGCACUUCAUCAUCGUCAGAUACUUCCAUUGAUGAUCGCUUAUCACCAACACGUGUUGCUAAUGAAAAUACAACACACAGCAUGGGUGCUUCAGGACCAGGUGGCAGUAACAGCUCUCACCGGCAUCAAUACUCACCAAUUAAAAAGCCAUCCAGCAAGAGCAAAGUAUCGUUGUCCUCAUGCAGCGAUGAUCAUUCCGACAGCGAAAGUGAAAAAUCCAGAAGAGAUAAGAAAAUCCGUGAUAAAACAAAAAGUGAUAAAAACAAAAGUGAUACCUUAAGAAAACUCUUCAAUUUAAGAGAUGGCGGAGCCAAAAACAAGGGACAAGUCCUAAUUGUUGAUCAAUCGGAAGAAUUACAAAAUCAAGCCAAGGAACAACAGCUUCAUCAUCACCAACAGCAGCAGCAACUCCAACAUCAACAACAACAACCACAGUUGCAUACAGCAACAACACCAAAUGCCACAGCAACACCAAUAGCAGCUGCAGCAGCAGUUACACCAACAACCACAACCACAACUCAUCAUCAUGAGAAACUCUUAUCACCAAUAGCCUUUAAAAGUAAUAUUAGUAAUAGUACUGAAAACCUUAUACAGCAGCAAUCAAUUCUAAACUACAACACAAAUAAUAAUAAUAACGGAAGCAACAACAACAACAACAACAGCAGCAGCAACAUUAAUAGUCAUAUUCUUAAUAAUUCUAAUUCUUUAUUAAUAAAUAAUAAUUCUAAUCAUAGUAACAAUAGCAAUACAAUACCAACAUCGCAGUUGGUUGAUCAACAGCCGCGUUUAAAGUCACCCAGAAUUAUGACUCCCACUCAGGCGAUGACACCGACUGGAGUGGCGGGGAUUCUGGCCGCCAAGACACCCGAUCGCAGUUCGGUGGAAAGGAAGAUGAGCACAAGAAUCGCAACUCCAACACGGACGCCAACUCGAACACCAAACCGAACUCCCACACGCACUCCCACGCCUACAACGCAACUCGCCAACAUCCCCUCGCCGCAUUUAUCUCCAGCCCCGGGUGUUGUUUACGGGCCGCCAGUAAUUCCACAUCACACACUCAUAUGCAAAAUUGAUUUGUCUCGAUUGCCGCGCCAGAAUCCCGACUGGAAGAAAAACCCCUACCGACUGUAUGGACUGAGUCCUCCCAUCAGCAGCCCAGUAGCUGGUGAUGCUAUACUGGCAGCCGACCUGGCCGCCAGCAAUCGACAAAAGACAACACCACGAAGUGGUUCCUCGACGCCGACAGCUCUUCUGGGUUCAGUAGCAGUAACAGCGACGUCAACUGCACCAAUUCUAUCGGGAUCAAAAAGUACCACCACCACAACAAAUGGCGGGCUAUUUGAGACUAAUGAGAAUGUAAAUCUGACCAAGCCAAUUGUCGAUGGAUCUGUAGAUCGCGGUGGCGGUGGCGGUGGCGAAACACCUCCCAAGCCUAGUGACUACUCCUCAGAAAAGCACCUGCAUCAUCCAAACAAUGGUUAUGUUGUGGGGCGAGUUCCUCCAACGACGUCGUCGACAACCACAACAACUGCUGGUGACAUCAAACACGAGAACAUCAAGUACGAGCAGGACGAGUACAAUGCAAAGUACAAUCUAAAGCUUGCCGGUGUCAAGCAGGAGCAACUAAUCAAAAAUGAAUUUAAGCCUGGCAAUGGAAACGUUGUAAAUUCUGGAAAUGGUGCUGAUGAUGCAUUAAUUACAGCUUCAACCAAUUCGGCUUUGACAAUGGAAGAGAAACAACGACCGAUAUCGCCUUCCUCAUUGAGCAAUUGCAGUAGCAAAGAUGAUUAUAUCUCUGGCGCCAGUAAACCACGCAGGAAACGUAGUUCCAGUUCUAGUUCUAGUCCCUUUAAGGAUAAGAAACGAAAGAAGGAUAAAGAUAUAGCAACGCAGAAGGAUAUGCUUGAACAACUUCCGCCAACAAAUCACGACCGGUUAACAGAAAAGCCACCGGCUGCUUCUGUUGUACCCCCAUACAGCUUACCUCCCUUACAACAACAAUUACUACUACAACCAACAGUAACGUCACCAAAGACGACGACAACAACAGUGGCCCCUCCACCUGUCCUAUUUCCACCUCUCCAAAAUAACACAAAUGUCCCGCCAUUACAACCGCCCCAACAACCAACGACGGGAGGUACUGUCCGAGUUUAUCGUUCGUACUUCGAACGAAAUGACGAUGUCAUGGGUGAAGGUCAUUGUGAUGCAACACUUCUUGAAGAAGCUGUUCGGAGAAAACAUGCCGCUGACAGGGAAACCAAUUCAUUUGAUCAGGUUACGCUGUAUCUUGAAGCGGCGUUAUACUUUCUCCUUUCUGGUGCCGAAAUGGAACAGGAUAAACGUACAGAGAAGGCUGCCUGGACCAUGUACAAGGAUACGUUAGCCUUAAUUAAAUUUAUUUCGACUAAAAUUCGAAGUCAGCAAACUGCGCCUAAUGGCCAAGCUGACAACCAUAAUAAAGUUGCAAUAUUAAGCCUUCGAUGCCAAUCUUUGAUCUCGCUAAAGCUUUAUAAAAUGAAACGUAUCGAUUGUGUUGAAGUUCUUAAAAUAAGCAAUGAUUUCUUUGCCAAAGGUAGUACGGAAAUUGUUAAUGGUAAUACACCAUCAUCAAUAUCACCUACAAAUUCAGUGUGCUCACAGGGUUCUGGGUCUAAUACACCACCAGCUCAAAUGGUACCAUUGAAUGUGCAUAUCGCUCUUCAAAAGCAAACACAAUUUUUUAACUAUUUCAUAAGCUGUCAUGAUUUAUGGGACCAGGCAGAUAUGUUAGUUAAAAAAGGAAAUCAUACUGAUUUCUUUAUUGCUCUCGACCACGAUUAUGGUCCCUUAACUUUACACAGCACAAUUUAUGACGUUUUUAAGUACGUCCAAGCUGGACUGAAAAAACUUAAAGAGAUGAAGGUUGAACCCGUCAAAUAUAAUUAAGAGUUACAUCAAAAGAAAACAAAAAACAAAAUUUAAUAAUACUAUAAAAUUAGUUUAGCUGUAGUUUUUAGUUUCACAAUCCACCAACAUCAUCAUCAGAAUUAUAUAUUGUUGAUAAAAAUAAAUGAUUCGAUUUUCUAUAAAUAUAUAUAAAAUAUUUAAAAAAUAAGUUUUUUUUUUAAAUAAAAUUGUAUAGAAAUAUAUUUAUAUAAAUCUUAUUGUUUAUGUUUAAAAAAAAGAAUUUUUUUAAUGAAAAAGAAAAAUAGUUUUAAUGUGUUUUUUGUUCGAUGUACUAUAAUUUUAAUAUAAAUAAAUUAAAAACAAACUGAACUGAUGAACACAGAAGUCAAGUUCAGUUAAAAUAUGUAUAAAAAAUUGAUUAUUUAAAUAAAAGAAGAAACAAAAAAAAACUAAAUGUUUUCACAAAUCUUUAAAAAAAAACAAAAAAACUUUAAUCACAAUUUUAGUUUUUAUUUUAAGUAGCUAAAUAUUAAAACAAACAAAAUAAGAAACAACACAAAAAACAACUAAGAAAACAAAACAAAAGAAAAUCAUUUAGUGGGUAAAAUAUAUUAUUAUUAAUUAAUUAUAAUUAUUCAUUAUUGUGUAUAGCUCUAUUGUUAAAACGAUUAAGAAAACAACCAGAAAAACAAACAAAAUAAUUACAAAAUUUUAUCCAACGAUACGGAAAAAUAAAAUCAAAUUAAAGAAAAAGAAAAUAUUAAAAAAAAAAACUAUUUAAGAUAAUAAAAUAAAUUACUUAUUAAUUUAAAUCAAAAUCAAACAAAAUUAUUAAUUAUUUAGUAAUAUAUAUACAACAGACACAUACACACACACUUUUAGGGAAAGUAAGAUAAAACAAACAAAAAUACAAACAACAUUUUUGUAUAGUUAAUAUUUUCCUUUUGUUUUGUAUUGAAUGCUUCAAUGCGGAUGUAAACAAUUUUUGAUUAUUAUUAAUUAUUGUUUAGUCUAUAGUUAUUAAUUUUUUAUAUACGUACGUUACUAAUGCGUAUACAAAAAUUGUAUAUUAUUGUAAUUGUAAAACUCAGUACUUAUUGAUUAAGUUUAGGAUUUAAAUAAAACUAAAACAAACAAAAUAAUUAGAUGAAAAUGUGAAGGGAAAAGAAACAACACACAAUGAUGGUGUAGAUGAGAAACAAAAAGAAACCAAAAAAUAAAACAAUUUCUAAAUAAAAUUAAACAAGAACAUAAUUUGAACAACAAACAAAAAUCACAAACAAAAAUAAUACAAUUUAUUAAUUUCAUCAAAAACAUAAAAGAAGCAUACACAUUUAAUAAAACAAAAACAAAAGCAACAACAAAAAAUAGAAAUAAACUCUGGCAAUAUUAUAUUAGAACUAAAAACAAAAUAGAAUUAACUAUUUAAAAAACAAAGAAGUCAAAAUAAAGUGCGCUUUAAUGAGGGCAUUUGGGGGAGAGAGCAAGGAAUUUUUUUUUACAUAAUAAACAUAUAUAUGAGUAUAUACUUAUUGUUAGCUUAAACGGUGUACAUAUAACUUUGAAAAAAUAGAAAAUCGAAAGGAUUUCUUUUUGUUUUUUAUUUUUAUAUUUUAAAAAAAACGCAAAACUAACUAAGAACAUAAAUCAAAAGAAAAAAACUCAAAAUAGAUAAAAUAUUUCCUUUUUAAAACUAAUAUACAGUCUUUUUUGUUUUUUCAUGUUUAUCUACCUUUUUUUGUGUUUAAAUCAAUUUUAUUAAAAAAUUGUGUCAAUUUGAUCAAAAAGACCGGGAAUUAGUUACAUGUGAUGUUGUCAAAAGUCUUUAGCAGUCUUCUUACAUAAGAUAUGCAUGUGUGAUAUAUGUAUGUACAUGGGCUCCUGGAAGUAGGGAAUUCUGAUAAAUGGGAAGAUCUUUUGGAUAUGUCUGAGCAAUUUUAGCCAAUAGUUGUGUACUAAAGUCUUGUAUUACGUUACUUAAGGACUGUUUUUAAAGAUUGCGUUUUCAACAGUAGAUUCAUUGUUUUGGCCUUAAGUAAAAAGUUAGUUCCCUUCAAUAUUCAGUUUUUAUUGUUAAAGUUAAUUUUAGGCCAUUUGAACAUUAAAGCAAACGUUUGUGUAAAAUUAAGGAUGGUAAACUUUGACGUUCAAAUAGAAAAACAUAUUCUAUGCCAAACAUUUGCCCUUUGAAUUUAACCUACAAUUUGAGAAUCCAGAAAUUAGCUAAUUUCAAAAUUUGUUCGCGCUGAAUCGAACGUUCAAUUUACUAUUUGUAAUGACGCUAAUACAUAUUUAAUGUUCGUGUCCAUUAGUAAAAAAGUCAUUCUUAGCGAUAACUUCAUUCUCUGGGAUAUCAUAAAUUAAAUUGAAUAAAGUUUACCAAUAAAUUAAAAUUGUGAUUGAAACUUGAUCUUUUUGUCAGAACAAACAUAGAAAAUAUGGUCACUGAAAAUGUACACUAACCAUGCAUGAAACGUAUGGAAACGCGUUUAUUUACUUUCUAAUUUAUUUGAUUAAAGCCUUAUUUAGAAUGGUGUGAGCUUUAAAACAAAACUUUCAACUAAUUCAUAUCGUUGCAGUUUCCUCGCUUCAAAACAAUUAUUUGAAUGUCUUUCGUACAAAAUGUAUGAAUCAAUUUAAAUUAUUAAGACUUCAAAUUCAGUUCUUUACGAUGCAUCAAUUAAAGAAAACCUUUUCCAUCUAUUAUGGAGUUCAUUUUUACCUACAACUAAACUUUGCUUACUUCUUUUGUGUAAUCAGCCUAAGCUUCUUUUUCCUUUUUUAUUACGAAGAUAGAGAGAUUUUUACAAAGCUACCUUACUACACCGAUCAUUUGGCAUUUCCCAAACGUUUUUUUUUGUAAAUAAAGAAAGGUUGGUAAUUAGGUAAUAGUUUCAGUAUUUGAUUUAUUUUAAAAUUAUACUUCACUUAAUACUAAAAACAUUAAAUCAAAGAGUAUCUUUCGUGGUAUAACAACUUUUUAAUAUAUCAACACAUCAAUUCUUGUAUGCAUCAAUUAGAUGACAAAAAAUCAAAUAUAAUUUUGUAUAUCUUCUUUUGCAUGUUUUAUUUUUGAAAUUACACAAUAAUUUCCAAUACAAUUCCUGAUACUAUUUGCAUUAAUGACAAUAUUAAUUGUAUCCAAAUUUUCAAAUUUAAAUUGAUUAAAAAGUUGUGAAGUUUAAAAAUGUAAUCUUUCAUGGUAAUGGAUUAGUUUUUCAUAAAUACAAUUGAAACUUGGUACCCAUGAACAAAUCAAAACUAUGUACGCAGUUCUGUUCAGUUCGGAUUGAUAUUAUUUUCAAAACCAUCCAAAAUAAAACAAACAUUUAGGGCAACAUUAAUGUGUAGCUACAUUCGAAGUUUAUCAAUUUCAGUUGUUUAAUGCACGAACUAAGUAUUGGUGAUACCAAUUCUCAAUUGAACAUUAUUAAAAAUGUAUUUAUUUAAUUCCUUUAGUUAAAAUCCCUUAGUUGCGGAUAUUUAACACCUUCAUUUCGGGGUUAAUGUUUGUUGCAUGAAUAGAAUUUAUAUUUAAAAAAUUGUCAAUUAUUCAUGUCGAUUACUAAAUUCGUGAAACAAGACUCAAUCGCAAUGCUAUUGUGUCUUGUUUUCUCAUAAUAUUUAAGUGGAUAAGAAAUUAAUAAUAAGGAAUUAUUUACUGGACCUUGUUUUUUCUUUGAUUUUUUUAUUAACGACUAUGAUAAAGUUUAAAUUUGUCGUAUACUUUGAAUACAGAUUUUUGUAAUAAAAAGACCCGUCGAAUAAGAGUACAUAUGUGUUUAUAUAAUUUAUUUAUUAAAUCACAGGCACGAAAUAAAUCUUUAUUUUAGAAACUUCAAAUUAAUUUCUUUGUUGUACACAUGCCUUCCUAUUAAUUAUUAAAAUAACCUUUUAUUUUAAUUGUUCGUCACCCUAUUUGCCAGACCUUAAAAAUCACCAAGUUCUGUAGAACUUUCUAUCAGUUCUUCAAAAUAGUGUUUUACUUAACAACAACAAAAAAGCUACAUAUGCAUUGCUGGAU
Molecule: messenger RNA, 11373 nt
Organism: Eupeodes corollae
Lineage: Eukaryota; Metazoa; Arthropoda; Insecta; Diptera; Syrphidae
Gene: lilli
Product: AF4/FMR2 family member lilli
Exons: 16
Coding region: 1947-7388 (1813 amino acids)
Biological process (GO): regulation of gene expression
Cellular component (GO): nucleus; super elongation complex
Source: RefSeq, a predicted model, not a curated record